This is a messenger RNA of Exophiala spinifera, 2133 nucleotides long. RefSeq lists its product as uncharacterized. NCBI's taxonomy places the organism in Eukaryota, Fungi, Ascomycota, Eurotiomycetes, Chaetothyriales, Herpotrichiellaceae. The coding region runs from base 1 to 2133 and encodes 710 amino acids. The record is from RefSeq and is a predicted model, not a curated record. The transcript is spliced from 3 exons.
AUGGACCAAAGCGUGCAACCCGAUCAUGAUAAUGGACCCGUCGCAGAGGAAUGGGACCAAUGGCUCAAUUCACCGCUAUUCAUCUCAGACUCGGACCUUCUCCCGUCCCAACAGGAUGUCGUUGAAGAAGAUCCUGCGGAAAUGCAACCGACGAAUGCCAACGUUGGAGGCCUUGUCAAUACCUCAGACAACAAAGAAGCCUUGAACAGCGGGACAGCAUCGACUCAGUUAGGAUCUUUGGAGGUCGGAUUUGGUUUUGACGAUACCUUUACGCUCGACGUAUGGUUUGGCGUCAAUAACGAGGACUCAUGCAGCAUCAACACUUUCGGGGGGAAUACAGUUACUUCUGGUGACACCUUAUCACAUCCACUCGUCCAGGACAUCUCUGAAAUCAACGAGUCCUUCACAAUACCUCAGGAGCCAUUGAGCCAAGAAGUUCGUGGUUCUGAAAAUUCCGCUGGAUGCGAUCUUCACUCGAAUCAAAAAUUGCUUGGAGGUAGCCAACUUUCUACCGAACCCCAACAAUUGACGUUGACAGAUUCAGCAUCGUCAGAACCGCAACCAAGAGGCCAACAGAGAGCAAACCGAUCAAACACCCAGGCGCAAAAUCCCACCAAGUUCGUCCCAAAAGCUGCACCCCGCAAGCCGACCGAGACAGACAAGCUUCUGGGGCUCAGUUACCAGAGAUACAGCCUCGACCAACCGAAGACACCCAGACGUCGCGACCACAAAAAUAUUCUGUCGCUGAGGAACUCCAGAGGUCAAUGCAUACGGUGUAUCUACAGACACAGAAAGAAUACUGGCGCCAUUUCAGAUUUCUUGAAAUCUAAAACCCCUGGUCAAAAGCGUCGCUCUGUGGCAUUUGACGUCUACUCCUGCUUCGAAAAUUCUUUUUGGGGUUUUGAAGAGCCAACCUUGGAAACCUGGAAUCUCCUUCAGGCUAUUACGAAUCUUGCUGCAAGCGAUGAGACUUCCAAUCUUUCGAUUUUUUGGCGCCGCUGUCUCACUGAAAGCGGGUUUCAAGCUCCAGCAACAUUCGCCAUGUCAUCGUUGCUCCUUGCAAAACCGGACUACCUCCGGUUGCUGGCACCUGAACAAGAAUCCUUCGUGCGCGCAUGCAGAUCCCAUUCUAGCUCCUGUCUGUUGAAGAUUAUCGACAGGGUUGUUCGUGGCCAGAGCUUUCCAAAUUGUGGAAGUUCCGGAAGAGAAUCUCUCAGCGAAAGUACAGUUAUCUUCGCGAUGCUUCUGCUAGGCUCUAUGAUACAUUUAUCAAUACACGAGAAUGCCCUUGACCGCAAAGCGCAUGACGCUUAUCAAUUUCUAGAACGAUACCUGACUGAAACCUUGCGACUCAUCGGCCCCAGCCUCGAAAAUUCUGGAUAUCACAACCCUGGUUCAAGCGAUUGGUUUGUCCUUCAAAAGAUUAACACAAGGUUGACGCAUUGUCAUUUUCUUCCCGAUGAGAGUGAUCUCAAUUCCUACCAAGCAUUUGCGAGAUUUUCAGGCUUACGCGACCUAGGGAGCCCAAACGAUUACAUGGCGCUGGUUCCCCUUUCAUGGUGGAAGAGUCGCAACUACCCAUCACUUCCCGGAUUGACUGCAGGUGAUCUUUACAAUACUUUGGGGUUGGUAUGCUGCUGCAUCAGCGAUAAUACUACCCGGCCCUCGGAAUUGCUCCAAAAAGCCAGACGGAGCUGGGCUGGGAUCAGAUUGUUCGUCGGUCUUCUCACUGAUGACAUCGUUGCUCAAAUCGCUCCCUGCCGCUCCCUUCCUCAUGACUCCUUUUUCAGCGACUUGAUAAGCGAGUGGAAGUUCGUCCUCGAAUUUUUUGAGGAAAUUCGUCCCAAGCAUUUCAAGCAUUUCGAUCUUAUCAACUAUGUCGGUACUUGGGGUGACUUCUUACAGGGCGCUUACGUCUGUUCGUUGCCAGUGGUGCUUAUGUCUAUGAGAGUCAUCAGCUUGGAUCGCUUGGUCACUACUCUGUGUGUUUUAUCCCUAUACGAAAAGUAUCGACUUGCAGCCAUAUUCUUGUUGCGUCAUCCUGCCGGCAUGGAUCUGGUGGCCAAAUUGCUAUCGAUACGACACCGGGUAGAGGAAGGUGCACUUUCUGGUACUGUGACGGGAGAUAAAUAG